GUUUGCUUUCAAGGCUAACACAUUAUUUUCAGCUGCAGCACGGAGUCUGAUUCCAUCCUCGGAUAGCUUUUUUUUCCUGAGGGUUAUCGUUUUACAAUUUAAAAAGUAUCUAUUGCUUCAAAUCUUCGGCCUCAUUGCAAUUUUUAUGUGAGCAGAGGUUUGAUACCCAAUGGUCACUGGCGCAAACUUUAAAUACUUGUAAAACGCUCAGGUUUUAAACAAGAUUUUCUUUUAUAUUUUGCAUUUGCACAACUAAUUUACUUUUUUUUAAAUCAAAAAAAGAAACUACUGUAUUUUCUUUCUCUGUGGUGUCUGUUCCUAUGAAUGCAGUGGGUUCUGUUGCAGCGAUGAACAGCUGUCUUUGGUCUCUGCUGGUGGGGGCUUCGUUGCUCCUGUCCGGCUGCAAGGCAGCCCCGCAGCCCGCACUAUCCCGGGGCACAGCCCAGCCCGUGUGUCGGCAACGCUGCGACGUGUCCGUGUGCCCCAGCCCCAGCUGCCUGCAUGGUUAUGUGAAGGACGCCUGCCACUGCUGCCUGGUGUGCGCCGCCGCCGAGGGCCAAGCCUGCGGGAGAGCCCACGAUGUAGAUUGCGGCGAUGGGAUGCAGUGCAAGCCCCUCUUUGGCAAGCGUGCGGCCAAGGGGCCCGGCGUCUGCCGCUGCAAACUCAACUACAAAGUGUGCGGCGGCGACGGCAAAACCUACGACAACUUGUGCAAGCUCAAGUCAUCCAGCCGGAGAGCCCUGCAGCUGAAGCUGCAAGCGGUAGUACAAGUUCACAAAGGUGCAUGUGAACCAGAUCAUUCACAUCCAAACAGUCUAAGAUAUAAAUUCAAUUUUAUAGCGGAUGUGGUGGAAAAGAUUGCACCUGCAGUUGUUCACAUUGAACUAGUUUUAAGGCAUCCACUGCUGAGACGAAACAUCCCAUUGUCAAGUGGUUCUGGUUUUAUAAUAUCAGAACGUGGGUUAAUUGUGACCAAUGCCCAUGUGGUAGUACCCACUAAUAAUGUUAUGUCAGGUCAACAAAUGAUAAAAGUGCAAGGACACAAUGGAAAAACCUACGAGGCAACAAUAAAAGAUAUUGAUACAAAGGCUGAUAUAGCAACAAUAAAAAUUAAUUCCAAGAGAAAGCAACAUGUGCUACCGCUAGGUCGGUCAGCUGAACUCCGACCAGGAGAAUUUGUAGUUGCAAUUGGAAGUCCUUUUGCUUUGCAAAAUACAGUAACAACAGGGAUUGUCAGCUCUGCUCAGAGGGAUGGAAGGGAACUAGGUCUAAAGGACUCGGACAUGGACUACAUACAAACAGAUGCCAUAAUCAAUUACGGGAACUCUGGAGGCCCAUUGGUGAAUUUGGAUGGGGAAGUUAUAGGAAUAAAUACAUUGAAGGUGGCAGCAGGAAUAUCAUUUGCAAUUCCAUCAGAUCGCAUUGCAAAAUUUCUUACUGAUUUUCUGCAUAAACGAACCAAAGAAGUCACAGGUGUGAAGAAGCGGUUCAUUGGUGUGAGGAUGCUGAUCUUAACUCCUGCCCUAAUAAAAGAAUUGAAGAAAAAGAACUCUGAUUUUCCUGAUAUCAACACUGGCAUCUAUGUACAUGAAGUGAUUUUAAACUCUCCUGCAUACAGGAGUGGAAUCCAGAAUGGAGAUGUUAUUGUUAAAGUAAAUGGGAUACCCUUGAAGACAACAAAUGACUUGCAGGAAGCAGUGAAGAAUGAAUUUCCUCUGUUGCUUGAGGUUCGCAGGGGAAAUGAAGACAUACUUUUUAACAUUGAGCCUGAUUUAAUUGACUAAAACAUGGCCAGCAUAGUUAACCCUUUCCGGUCAGGAAUGAUCGCAAUUUCUGUUUUCUUUGCUGAGGGCCAAUAAAGCUGCUUGAACAGAGAGUAAAGUGUUUACUAUGUAACCGGUCAUCUGGAGAGAGGCAUUCUUCCGGUUGCAUCCCGCUGGAAAGGGUUUAUAAAAGUACCUUAGAUUGGAAUUUUAGUACAGGUACUUGCAAGUGAUAAAUGCUAUUCUUCUCAUUCUUUUCUUCAAUUUACGUCAAUGGUUUAGGAAUUAUUAUUGGAGUGAAAUUACUUAACAGUGCAGGACACGUCUAUUUACCUGAUGCAGUAAAGGUUGCUCCUCUGUAUUACACAUUGCUGUAUGGAUAAAUGCAUUCAUUCUCUUCCACAUCUGCCUUGGAAAUUAAGGAGCCCAUUUUGGACUGCCCCUGCCGAGCAGAAACCAGAUGGCAGGGGUGAAGUGGCAGUUACAAUGAAGGUUGUUAUUUAACUCCUUGGAAAACCCCACCUUCCUGUUCAGUCCCAAUCUCAACACAUUUUUUUUAACAUAACAUUAAUAGCUUAAACCUAAUGGGUUUAUUUGAUUAAUCGGUGGUCUUGUUUAAAAGACCAAGGAGAGAACUAGUGGCUGCUUUCCUAUCCAGUAAUCUGGCUGAGGGAUGAAUUGUGGACAGAAUUUGCCAAUCGGUAAGUUUCAGUGUUUUGUCUUGGGCUUCCUCGUGGACCAGAGGCCUCACAAAGAAGCCAUUUAGAUGCCAGAGUAUAUUAAUCACCCGCCUUUGAUUGUCUUCAGUACUCCCACAAUUUAUUACCUCUUCAAUAUCUCUGCCCCCUCAAUCAUUUCCAUCAUUUCUCAUUGACUGUCCCCAGUUGGUCCUGCAACCUGUACCUUUACUCGUAGAUGAGAACCAUCCACGCAGGUUUCUGGAUGUGACCUCUUGUGCCAAAUUUAACUCCUGUUCACACAGGUCAUGGUUAGAUGGGCUAUCACAUCACUGAGCAAGCAGGUACUCUGUCCAUUUUGGGGCAUGUAUGCAUCAUACCGGCCCUGCUUGUAGAACUGUGGUCUAUGCCUUGAUGCACCAUUUGAAAGAUGCUGUUGCAUUUGUCUCAUUUGCGCAUCGUGGCAUGGGGAAGUGGUGGAAUCAAAUUUGUUUUAAAUAUUAAAGUUCCAUCAUGUUAAAAUUCUAGUUUAUUAACUUUAGGUUGGUAUAGUGGUAGAGUGACAGAUCUGGGUUCAAUCCUGACCCCAGUGCUGUCUGUGUGGUGUUUGCAUUUUUUUUCCCCCUAUGAUCACGUGGGUUUCCUCCCACAUCUCAACGAUGUGUAGGUUUAUAGGUUAAUUGGCAUCUAUAAAUUACCCCUAAUAUGUAGACAGUGGAUGAAGAAAAAGAAUAACACAGAACUAGUGUGAAUGGGUGAUCGAUGGUUGGCUUGGACAUGGUAGGCCAAUGCACCUGUCUCCAUGCUGUAUCAUUCCAUUCCAUUCAAUUCAAUUGUUGUAAAGCACAAAACUGGUACAGGUUGCAAAGGGUUACAUUCCUAUUCCUCUGGCAAAUCGUAGAUUUAGAAAACAUAUUUUUAAAUAUACUUUAAAUAAUGACCAUAUAGUAUUUUAUAUUGAAACACAAUUGAAUUGUUAACUGUAACUGAGAGUUAUUCUGUGCACAGAAAAAAAGUAUCUACAGAAAAUGUGAUGUAUUUGUAACCAUUCAUAAAGUAGCAUGCUUUUGAGUAACAAAUGGAUACUACAAUGCAUAGAGAAGAUAUACAGGUACUUCCUAAUGUGAUGCAGUAAUCAGUUAAGACAGGUUUAAGUUGUCAUGGAGUUAUUGUGAACAAUUAAACUGCCACCGCUUUAUAAAAGCAUCAACCAAAAAUAAUAAAUCUGCAGUGAUUGGAGAAUG
This is a messenger RNA of Amblyraja radiata (thorny skate), 3684 nucleotides long. Its product is annotated as serine protease HTRA3. Gene Ontology annotation, cellular component: extracellular region. Lineage: Eukaryota; Metazoa; Chordata; Chondrichthyes; Rajiformes; Rajidae. The record is from RefSeq and is a predicted model, not a curated record. Gene Ontology annotation, molecular function: serine-type endopeptidase activity; protein binding. Gene Ontology annotation, biological process: proteolysis. The transcript is spliced from 10 exons. Bases 321 to 1784 code for a protein of 487 amino acids.